AUGAGCCUCCGAGCGCGCUGGAAGCAGCGCCGAACGGAGCCGAGCACCAGCGUGGAGCUAGGUGCGUCUUCCGCCAACGCCUACUUCACAUCCAAGCGGAUUUGUCAGCGCGUACCUCGCAAGACCAAGCCAUCUCCUCUGAAGGAGCGACAGGCUGCUUCUGCAGCCCAACGACGGGCUGAAAAGCAGCAGAGUAAACGACAAGCCGCCACUGAUGAAAAGCAGGAGGAAGAGCAGGAAGAGCAAAUAUCUGGACUGGAACUGCCAUCUCAUAGUCAGCUACUGGCAGAGUUGCGGGCAGCAGAUGAGCACGUGGAGUCGAAAGGUCGACGCUUCGAGCAGCACUUCCCAGUAUGGAAGAGCGAGCUCCUCGCCGGCUACAACCUGCUCUUCUAUGGCGUGGGCUCUAAGCUGACGCUGCUACAAGACUUUGCAUCGACCUAUUUAAGCGACGGCAUUGUGAUGCAGGUGCAUGGUUAUCUGCCUGUUGUUUCGCUUAAAUAUCUGGCUGAGACUAUCCAAAAAAAGAUCUUAAACAUGGAGGUAAAGCAAAACGAAUCGCUUUCUCAACAGUGUCGAGAUAUUCUCAAGGCGAAGCCAUCCCGACAUGUGCCUCCGGUGUACAUUCUUGUCCACUGCAUCGAUGGUGUGGCGCUACGUAAUCCAGAAGCUCAGACGUGUUUAAGCUGGCUAGCGAAGGCUCCUUUCAUUGGUCUCAUUGCUUCGAUGGAUCACAUUAACGGUCCAUCUAUUUGGAAAGAGGAGGAUUUACUUCGGUUCGAGUGGCUUAGUCAGAAUCUUGACACAUGUGUGCCAUACACGAACGAGGUUGAGUUGCGACUAACCAAGCGUACGAAGACGACGGACGCUACAAGCAAUGGCGUCAAAUUUAUUCUCCAGAGUCUAACACCAACUGAUGUGGCCACGUUGCAAGAGCUUGCACGUCAGCAACUCGCAGCUCUAAGCUCGUCUAAAAGUCGUGAUCGGAAGCAUAAAGGCACGAAGCUCCCGCCGUACCAGUCGGUGUAUGAGGCAUGUCGGAAGAAACUGCUGCAUUCUACGCCGUUGGCGAUGAAAAACUCCGUGAAAUGCCUUGAAGAUCAUGGUCUGCUUAAGAGAUGUCGUGUUCAUACAGUGGAAUAUCUGGAGAUCCCUCUGCCGGAAACGAUCAUCAAGACCGAUAUUCUUCAUGUAGAGGAUCAAGAUUGA
Molecule: messenger RNA, 1209 nt
Organism: Phytophthora infestans T30-4
Lineage: Eukaryota; Oomycota; Peronosporomycetes; Peronosporales; Peronosporaceae
Product: origin recognition complex subunit, putative
Exons: 4
Coding region: 1-1209 (402 amino acids)
Biological process (GO): DNA replication
Cellular component (GO): nuclear origin of replication recognition complex; nucleus
Molecular function (GO): DNA replication origin binding
Source: RefSeq, a predicted model, not a curated record